Messenger RNA from Symbiodinium sp. CCMP2456, 2595 nucleotides. The record is from the annotation of a GenBank genome assembly. NCBI's taxonomy places the organism in Eukaryota, Dinophyceae, Suessiales, Symbiodiniaceae.
AUGGUGCGGCUCACCCUCGAGGACUCUGCUGGCGCUCUGGGCAGCCAAUACCUGACGACCGUGACGGUCGGGUCAACGCAGUCGUCCGCGCAGAGGGGGCCGAAGAGCCAUUUCGACUUCCCUAGUGUCGCUGGCACUUCAGAAACAGCCCAGGUGGACAUCUACCGGAAGGUGGGUACCUGUAAGGUGGCAUUCAAUCCUGCGACCACCGAGCGGGUGUCCUGCCAAGUUCAACCGGAUGGCGAGCUCAAGACGCUGGACUUGACGCUGCAGACAAGCCCAGAACAGUCCGAGCUCUCUUGGAACAACAUCUUCGGUUGGUGCAACUCGUCGACGGACGGCGCAGAGGCGGCGGCCAGUGUCAGUGCAGUGCCAGUUUCAGAGGGUGCGGUCAUCUUGCCUGGCCAAACCGGGCCUAGAAUGCUUGUCCUUACGGACGUUGGCGAGGAGAUCGAUGACGAAGCCUCGCUGUGGCUACUCCAUCAGCAUCUCAAUGCCUCCCCCGCGCUGGAGGCGGACAUUGUGUUUGUCACCGGUUCUCCACUCGAGCGGGCCACGAGAUGGGCACAAGUGCUGAACUCCUUGCCGGAGAACCACGUUCUUACCGAAAGGAUCCAGUACUACGUUGGUCCUACAACGACCAGGCACAUGCGGUACCGGAUGAUGGCGGAUGCUGCCGAGCUCUUGAGUGCUGGCUUGGCCACGCUCAUCAACAAGCCGUUUCUGGGAGGAGAGUAUGACGUGGUCCUCCAAAUUUCGCCGAUUUCAGGCUUCUCGUCGGACUUUGCCAGCCCACCUACGGGGCCCUUGGGGGCACUGGCACACGUGGUUCCAAGACCGGGAGCCAAAGGCUUGACCUACAUCGUGGUCGGCGGUGAGGGCGCGACGAAUUUUCCCCGGGAUGAGCUCCACAUAGGCUUCAAGAAGUACAUGACAGAGAAAGGUUUUGCGGCCGUGCACGUUGAGAAGGCCAACUACCUGAACUGGGAAAAAGCAAUGUUCGAGACAUUCCCGCCGAAGCUGACAGAGCUCGUGCUGGAUGACGAGUGGAACAAGGCAGUUGGCCGAAUACCUCCCAUGGUUGCGAAUCUCUUCGUGCGCUUCCGUGUGAACACCCUGGUGAACUACGAAGUUGUUGAUCGCGCCUUCGCAGCCUUUGAAGAGGAUCUGCGAGGAACGCCGGACUAUGUUCGCGCCACGAAGUGGUAUAUCUCCGUGGAGAAGAAGGUACUCCAGAGCAUCCGCGAAGCAUAUGUCAAGAUCUCCCGAGAGUCAGACAACAAGUCGAAAGAUACCUUUGGCAACGUCCCUGUCAGCGAGAAGGUGAAGGGGAUGAAGAUGUCUUGGGAAUCGAUCUGUUCCCGAGUGUGCGUCAGAGACAUUUUGGCGAGCACGGACAUCACAGAGACGACCUUCUCCAAGCAGACGGUGGAUGACGUCAUGGGACAUGCCAUUACCAAUAUGACGAGCAAGCUGCUGAAAAUCUAUGCUUUCAACAGGUAUGUCAGUGGUCGUGACCCAGACGUCGCUCAGUUGGAGCCGUACCUCCUGGGGACCAAGGACACCUCGCCCAUGGACUUUCGAAAUUUCCCGGAGCUACACGGCGACAUCUCGGCCAUCCAGAAGGAGGUCGUCGGCAAUCCGAUGUACGACCCUGCUGGUAUGCUCGUGGGCCUUGUAGCCAUGAGCGCUGACGAAGAGCAGGCGUCGAAGCUUGCGAUGAAGCUCUCGAACACGGAGUCCCUGAUUUCGCCGGAGGACCGGACACUAGCGAUGAAAAACGCCUAUGCUGGCCAAGGAGCUCAAGCCCUGGUGGACAUCUUCUUCGCCGAGAAGGAGGAGAAGAUUACCCGUGCUGCGACCUUGAGCACAGAAGUGCGUCUGCUCUUUAUCACGGAUGCUGGAGACGAAGCGGACAAUGAAGCCGCGCUCUGGCUUCUUUCAACUCACCUUGAGAACAUUGAGGAGUUGCGUGUGGAUGUCGUUUUUGCGACAGGGAAUCCUGCUCUUAGAGCUAUGCGUUGGGCGAAAAUCCUCAACUCCCUGAAGAAGGAGGACAUUCCCGGCGUCAAGAAAAUUCAUUACUACGUCGGCCCCGAGACGAAGCGUGAGAUGAGGUACUACACAAAGUACAACCCAGCAGACCUGAAAACGGCCGGCAUGGUAGAUCUGGAGGAGAGCAUUUGGGAUGGUGGCAAGUACGCCAUCAUCAUCCAAGCAUCGCCACUGGAAGGAUUUUCGGAGAACUUCGUUUCUCCCCCCGGUGGUCCAGAAGGCUCGUUGGGACGCCUCGAGCCGAGCUUUGCGGGGAACGGCGCGCCGCUCUACAUUGUGGUCGGUGAGGAGGGGACAACCAACUUCCCAAAAGAUCAGCUUCAUAAGAAGUUCAAGGACCACGUGCUGCAGAAAGGCUUCAGGGCCUGUCAUGUGGGCUCCAACAACUACAUGCACUGGAGAACCGACUUCUUCACCUCCUUGCCGGCCAUUCUCAUGAAGGAGGCCUUGCAGGACGAAUGGAAGAAGGCCGUGGGUCGAAUACCUCCAGACAUGUCCAACGUCUUCAUCCGCUUCAAGGUAAACUCGAAUGUCAACUAC